AAAGAAGCAGAAGAAGAAGAAGAGCACUUCCUGUAACUGAGAAAUGUACUUCUGGGUUCAGCAUGCACGUGUGGUAAACAAGCACAUGAAGCUCUGACAGAACCAACAUGGACUUUUCUACUAAGUGGACUAACUUACCUACAGAACCGAGUCUAAAGAACCUGACCCAGGCCGGGUUCGGGGUCUUGAAGGAGGAGCAGCACGCGGCGAACCAGGAUCUUACUCGAGCCCACAUCGACUCCUUUGACCAGGCGCUCUCUGAUGGGCUCAUUCGGGUCGUACAGUCCAUCCCUCCUCUGGAGUUCUCCGUCAAGAAUGAGCGGAUCAGUCUGGCAUUUGUUGAUGCCACCCUCCACAGCCCCAUGGUGGCCAAAGGCAGCAUCUGCAGGGAGAUGAAGACGUUCCCUGCCGAGUGCAGAGGAAGGAGAUGCUCAUACAAAGGGAAGAUGGUGGCAGACGUGAGCUGGUCCUUGAAUGGUAUCCCUAGAGGAAUCAUCAAGCAGUCGCUGGGUCAUGUGCCCAUCAUGGUGAAGUCCAAUCUGUGUAACCUACACGGACUGAGUCCACGAGAGCUGGUGGAGCAUCAUGAGGAGGCCGAGGAAAUGGGCGGUUAUUUCAUCAUAAAUGGGAAUGAGAAGGUGAUCAGGAUGUUAAUCAUGCCGAGGAGGAAUUAUCCCAUCGCCUUGUCAAGACCAAAGUGGAAGAGCAGAGGACAGGGGUACACCCAGUACGGUCUCUCUAUAAGGUGUGUGAAAGAGGAGCACACAGCGGUGAACAUGAACCUUCACUAUCUGGAUAACGGGACAGUGAUGUUGAACUUCAUCUACCAGAAGGAACUGUUCUUCCUCCCGCUUGGCUUCGCCCUGAAGGCUCUGGUGGACUGGUCUGACGUUCAGAUCCAGCAGGAGAUGAUGAAGGGUCUGGAGGACAACUCGUUCUUCAAGAGCUGUGUGUGCGAGAUGCUGCGUGUGGUGAUGGAGGAGGGCUGCUCCACGCAGAGCUCCAUCCUCAGCUACCUGGGAGAGAGAUUCAGAGUGAAGAUGAACCUGCCCGAGUGGUACACACAUGAGCAGUGUGCACGCUACCUGCUAGAUGAGUGUAUCCUGGUCCACCUGCACUCUGACGUUGAAAAGUUCUACCUGCUGUGUCUGAUGACAAGGAAGCUCUUCACCUUCGCUAAGCAGGAGUGUUUAGAGGAGAACCCUGACAGCAUCAUGUGUCAGGAGGUGCUGACUCCAGGUCAGCUCUACCUGAUGUUCCUUAAGGAGCGUCUGGCAGCCUGGUUGGUGUCGGUGAAGCUCUCCUUCGAUAAACGCAGCCACAGACAGAGCGGAAGCUGGACUUCUGAGAGCAUCAUUAAGAUCUUCAACACAGGCUCUGACCUCACCAAAGCCUUUGAGUACCUGUUGGCCACCGGGAACCUGAACUCUAAAACAGGACUGGGCAUGCUGCAGAGCACUGGUCUGUGUGUCGUCGCUGACAAACUCAACUAUAUCCGAUACCUGUCUCACUUCCGCUGCGUGCACAGAGGAGCAGCCUUCGCCAAGAUGAGGACCACAUCAGUCCGGAAGCUGCUGCCUGAGUCCUGGGGCUUCCUUUGUCCUGUCCACACGCCAGACGGAGAGCCAUGUGGACUCAUGAACCACAUGACUGCUAGCUGUGAGAUAGUGACUCAGAGUUUGUCCACUGUGUCUCUGCCUGCACUGCUGUGCUCCCUAGGUGUGACUCCAGUGGACGGCCAACCAGGUCAGUUGUUUGCAGACUGUUACCCGGUGAUCCUGGACGGAGCGGUUGUCGGCUGGGUGGAGGCUGAUCUAGCUCAGGUGGUGGUUGACUCCAUACGCAGGUUUAAGGUGCUGAAGGAGAAGAAGAUCCCUCCGUGGACUGAGGUGGUUCUGGUUCCUAAAACAGGAAAGGCAAGUCUGUACCCUGGUCUGUUCCUGUUCACCACACCCUGCAGGAUGGUGCGACCCGUCAGGAAUGUAUCUCUGGGGGAGCAGGAGCUGAUUGGCACCUUCGAGCAGCUGUACAUCAAUGUGGGCAUCAUGGAGGACGAGGUCGAGGCUGGAGUGACGACUCAUCAGGAGCUGUUUCCUCACAGCAUGCUCAGCGUGGUCGCUAACUUCAUUCCCUACUCAGACCACAACCAGAGCCCCAGAAACAUGUACCAGUGCCAGAUGGGUAAGCAGACAAUGGGCUUUCCCCUGCACUCCUUCAAGGAACGCUCCGACAACAAACUGUACCGCCUGCAGACCCCCCAGAGCCCUCUAGUCCGGCCCUCCAUGUAUGACAGAUAUGACCUCGACAACUACCCCAGCGGCACCAACGCCAUCGUGGCCGUCAUCUCUUACACAGGCUACGACAUGGAGGACGCCAUGAUUGUGAACAAGUCAUCUUGGGAGCGUGGUUUUGCUCACGGCAGCAUCUACAAGACGGAGCUGGUGGACCUGGCAGACAAGGCUCGGGGAGAAGACAGCAUCGUGUUUGGGACCAAACCGGGAGACCCCAAAGUGUCUGACAAACUGGACUCUGAUGGUCUGCCUUACAUCGGGUCAACGCUGCAAUACGGAGACCCAUUCUACUGCUACAUCAACAUGAACACGGGACAGACCUCCAUCACCUACUACAAGAACCAGGAAUCUGGCGUUGUGGACAACAUAAAGGUCUGCAGUAACGACUCCGGCUCAGGGCGCUUCAAACGAGUCUGCAUCACUGUACGAAUCCCACGUAACCCCACCAUAGGGGACAAAUUCGCCAGCCGUCACGGUCAGAAGGGCAUCUUGAGCCGCCUGUGGCCAGCCGAGGACAUGCCGUUCACUGAGAGUGGCAUGAGCCCUGACAUCCUGUUCAACCCACACGGCUUCCCCUCUCGUAUGACCAUCGGCAUGCUGAUCGAGAGCAUGGCGGGGAAGUCUGGCGCCCUGCACGGCCUGAGCCACGAUGCCACGCCCUUUAGGUUCUCCGAGGAUGCCUCUGCGCUCGAGUACUUUGGUGAGAUGCUGCGGGCUGGGGGAUACAACUACUACGGCACGGAGCGGCUGUACAGCGGGAUGAGUGGGCUGGAGCUGGAGGCUGACAUCUUCAUUGGGGUCGUCUACUACCAGCGUCUGCGUCACAUGGUUUCAGACAAGUUCCAGGUGAGGACGACGGGUGCUCGGGACAAGGUCACCAACCAGCCAGUCGGAGGAAGGAACAUCCAGGGAGGUAUCCGGUUUGGGGAGAUGGAGCGUGAUGCCCUACUUGCUCACGGAUCAUCUUUCCUUCUACACGACCGCCUCUUUAACUGCUCGGACCGCUCUGUGGCUCAAGUGUGCGUUGACUGCGGGAGCCUGCUGUCCCCCCUGCUGGAGAAACCCCCUCCCUAUUGGUCAUCCUUAAAACACCGAAGGACAGUGUGCUCGCUGUGCGGGAAGAGCGAUUCCAUCGACUCUGUGUCGGUGCCGUACGUGUUCAGGUACUUUGUGGCGGAGCUGGCAGCCAUGAACAUUAAAGUCAAACUGCAGAUCAAAUGAGCUCAUAGUGCUGAAGAUCAGAUCAUCAGAUGAUGUGAUGAUUCAGAUCGGACUGAGAGGAUUCUGUUAAUUUGUCGAUGUGUUUUAUAUAAAUGAUGCUUAAUAAAAUACAAACAGCUGCAUGAAUGUC
Molecule: messenger RNA, 3642 nt
Organism: Notolabrus celidotus (New Zealand spotty)
Lineage: Eukaryota; Metazoa; Chordata; Actinopteri; Labriformes; Labridae
Gene: polr1b
Product: RNA polymerase I subunit B
Exons: 15
Coding region: 108-3512 (1134 amino acids)
Biological process (GO): DNA-templated transcription
Cellular component (GO): nucleus; RNA polymerase I complex
Molecular function (GO): DNA binding; DNA-directed RNA polymerase activity; ribonucleoside binding
Source: RefSeq, a predicted model, not a curated record